Molecule: messenger RNA, 4283 nt
Organism: Diorhabda carinulata
Lineage: Eukaryota; Metazoa; Arthropoda; Insecta; Coleoptera; Chrysomelidae
Product: zinc finger protein 91-like
Exons: 5
Coding region: 287-3823 (1178 amino acids)
Source: RefSeq, a predicted model, not a curated record
CCUGCAGAGAAAAUAUGUAAUAGUUUUACUUGAUCUAUGGCAAAACUAGCCUCUUUUAUAUAAAGACCGAAGUCCACACUAAAAGUAAAUUGUAAUAAGUGUAGCAAAAUGUAUUAAGCAAACAUUUAUGUACAACAGUAGAAAAAAUUCUAUAAUUAUAAUAGAAAAUCAUAUUCAAACUUAUGUAUAACGGCAUCCUAUUAUAAUUUAUAAAACCAAUAUCCACAUAGUAAACAUUUUUGGAUGUGGUAAUCUAUUUUUAAUUAAAAGUGAAUUUAUCUGUACAAUGGAAGUAAAACAAGAGGCUUACGAUCCUUUAAUUGCUGAGCUAAAAUAUGAGACACAGGAAUAUCUUAUGCAGAAUGAAAUUGUUGAAAACGGGUUGAUAAAUCAACAAAACGAAAAAAAAAAUGAGGAAUUGAUAACGAUAAAAGAAGAGAAUAAUAUUGAAGAUCUGUGGAUGAAUCAGGAUGAUUACCAAAUAAGUAAUGUAACCAUAAAAGAGGAACUGCUUUCAAUAAAACAAGAAAAUGAUAAUAUACAAAUUGAUUAUUCGAAACCACACAACUAUAAAAGUGAAUCUAAUGAGAAGUUUCAUAUUUACAGAACUAAUAAUAAAGCUUUUCGAAAAAAUAUGACCAAGUUCAGUAAAGGAAUUUCUAAAAAACACAACUCCAUUAAACACAGCAUUUUGCCCAAUGGUAUAAUUAUUUGUAAAUUAUGUGGAAAUUUCUACACUAAGAAAUUUGAAUUUUAUCAUCUUUCAAGACAUCUUGUGAAAAAAUCACUCUUAAAACGAAGCUACGGUAUGAAACAAGGUAUUAGUGAUAAUUUGGAGUAUAGAGUAAUUGAACCAGCAAAUGUUACGUCAAUAAAUAGUCAAAUAAAUGAUAAAUUAAAAGAAUUAUCCUACGAUAACACUGAUAAUACUAUAAAGAUAGAAAAACCAUUCAAGUGUACAAUUUGUUUGAAAUCUUUUAGAAAGAAAACCCGUUUGAACGAACACGUGCGCAUACACACAGGAGAAAAGCCAUUCAAAUGUGAACUUUGCUCGAAAUUGUUUAAACAUAGUGUUAGUUUAACCCGACACAUGUUUAUACACACCGGUGUGAAACCAUUUAAAUGUGAAAUUUGUUCGAAAGUGUUUGCAGUUAAACGUUAUUUGAUUGAACACACACGUGUCCACACUGGUGAAAAACCAUUCACUUGCCAAGUUUGUUCAAAAUCAUUCAAAAUUAAAACCAAUUUAGUCCAGCACAUGCGAAUUCAUACCGGCGAAAAACCAUUUAAGUGUGAAAUUUGUGCGAAAUCGUUUACAGUGAAGAAUCAUUUGGUUUCACAUAUUCGUUGUCACACAAAUGAAAAACCAUUUCAGUGUGAAAUUUGCUUGAAAAGUUUUAGAGACAAAAGUAAUUUGAUAUCUCAUAGACGAUGUCACACCGAUGAAAGACGAUUUAAAUGUGAAAUAUGUCUGAAAUCGUUUAGACAAAAAUAUUCAUUGAAUAAACAUAUGUAUUGUCAUGAACCAGACAAACGAUUCAAAUGUGAAAUUUGUUCCAAACUGUACAUAAAUAAAAGUAAUUUAGAUCGACACGUGCGUUCUCACACAGAAGAAGAACCAAUAAAAUGUGAGAUUUGUCAAAAAAAUUUUAUACUUGAAAGAAAUCUAGUCACUCACAUGAUCUCCCAUACAGUCGAGAAACAAUUUGAAUGUGAAGUUUGUUUGAAAUCUUUUAAACAAAAAUCGUUAUUAAAAAAACAUAUGUAUUCUCAUGGAACAGAAAAGCGAUUCAAAUGUGAAAUUUGUUCUAAAUUAUUCAAAAAUCAAAAUAAUUUAGACAGACACAUGAGUUCGCACACCGAAGAAAAACCAUAUAAAUGCGAAAUUUGUUUAAAAGUUUUCAUAAGGCUAAGAAAUUUAGUCACUCACAUGUUGUCCCACACAAACGACAAACAAUUUAAAUGCGAAAUUUGUUUAAAAACUUUCAAACAAAAAUCGUUAUUAAAAAAGCAUAUGUAUUCUCAUGGAACAGAAAAGCGCUUCAAGUGUGAAAUUUGUUCCAAUUUGUACAAAAAUCGAAGUAAUUUAAAUCAUCAUAUGCGUGUGCAUACUGGAGAGAAACUAUUCAAAUGUGAAAUUUGUUUGAAAAUUUUCACACGUAAAAGUCAUUUAGAUACUCACAUGCGUAGUCACACUGGCGAAAAACCAUUUAAAUGUGAAUUUUGCUUGAAAGCGUUCAGAGAUGUCAGUCAAUUGAAUAGACAUACAUUUAAUUUACCGUGCAUCAGAUUAUUGAAACAAGAACCUUACGAUCCCUUUUUUGAUGAACUAAAACAUAAUAUGGAAUAUAUUAUGCUGAAUGAAAAUGUGUUGAUCAAUAAACAAAACCAAAUAAGUGAGAAACCAACUAUAAUCAAACAGGAAAAUAAUGUUGAAGACUUGCGGACGAAUCCCGAAGGCUACCAAAUAAGUAAUGACAUAAAAAAAGAGUUAGAGUUAAUAAGACAGGAAAAUGAUGUUAACUCACCAGUUGGCUUUAUGCAACCACUUGCAAACUUUAAAAGUGAAUCCAAUCAAAAGUUUUAUGCAUCAAAUAACAAUAAAUACCAAGGAAAAGGGUUCAAGAAACUUAGCAAAGAAACUUUUGCAAAAAGCGACUCUAUGAAGCAUAGUAUUUUGCCCAACGGUAUAAUCAUUUGUAAAUUAUGUGGAAAUUUCUACACUAAGAAAUUUGAUUUCUUCUGUCAUCUGUCAAAACAUCUUGUCAAAAAAUUGUGUUUAAAGCGAAGUUGUGACAUGAAUCAGAGUACAAAUGAUAAUUUGGAGUAUAGGGUACUUGAACCAACGAAUACAAUUUCAAUAUUAUUGAAAAAUGAAUUACAAAAUCCAUCUAAUGAUAUUGAAAAAUCAUUCAAGCGUACAAGUUGUUCAAAAUCUUUUAGAAAGAAAAACAGUUUGAAUGUACAUGAGGGAGGAAAACCGUUCAAAUGUAAUCUUUGCUCGAAAUUGUUUAAACAUAGUAUUAGUUUAACUCAACACAUGCUGAUUCACACUGGUAAAAAACCAUUUAGUUGUGAAAUUUGUUCAAAAUCCUAUGCACACAAAGAAUCGUUGGUAUAUCAUUCACGCACACAUACGGGGGAAAAACCAUAUAAAUGUGAAAUUUGUUCAAAAUCGUUUGUUGUUAAAAGUCAUUUAACUGAACACGCACGUGUUCACACAGGCGAAAAACCGUUCAGUUGUGAACUUUGUUUGAAAACCUUCAAAUUUAAAACUAAGUUGGUCCAACACAUACGGAUUCAUACUGGCGAAAAACCAUUCAAAUGCGAAAUUUGUUCAAAAUCAUUUCCAGUUAAGGAAUAUUUAGUUUCACACAUUCGAUAUCAUACAAACGAAAAACCUUUUAAAUGUGAAAUUUGUUCGAAAUCGUUUGUGGUUAAAAGUCAUUUUACUGCACACACACGUGUUCACACUAGAGAAACACCAUUUAGUUGUCAAAUUUGUUCGAAAUCGUUCAAAAUUAAUAGCAAUUUAGUCCGACACAUGCGAAUUCAUACUGGCGAAAAACCGUUUAAAUGCGAGAUCUGUUCGAAAACGUUUAGUGCCAAAAAGAAUUUAGUGUUACACACUAGAAAUCAUACAAACGAAAAACCAUUCGAAUGUGAAGUUUGUUUCAAACUUUUUAGCGAUAAAAGUAAUUUAGUAACUCAUAAACGAUCUCACUCUGACGAAAAACCAUUUAAAUGUGGAGUUUGCUCAAAAUCUUUCAAACAUAACUUCUCAUUGAAUAGACAUAUGGCUUGUCAUAAGCAGGAGAAAUGAUUCCAACGUAAAAGUGGAACGUUAUAAAAAUCCACAUAUUCUUCUUCAAACAAACAAAAAACCAUUCAAUUGAUAUUUUUCGUUAUAAAGGUUCAAUGACAUUUAACCCUAACCGAUAUUAGUUCACACUAUCAAAAGCACGUUGUAUGUAUGUAUAAAACCGUUUUUAACUCUUCUAAUUAAAAAUAAAAAACAAGAUUUCCAUUCCAUAUUCCAACCUAAACUAACUAGUAAAUAAAAAAAAUAAAAUGUUCUUACUGAUCAAUCAACUGUUCCCACCAUUAUUGUACAUAUUUUUUAUUGUAAUUUCUUCUAGUAAAUAAAUUUUUAUAUAUAUUAUAGAUCAAUACAAAUUAUCAAAAUUCAAUUAAUUUACCAUUCCUAUCAUUUUUAUGUAGAUAAUUGUUUCACGUCAUAUUAGUUUACAAAUUUAUAAUAUAAAACUGAUAAAUUUAACCAC